Molecule: messenger RNA, 1240 nt
Organism: Xyrauchen texanus (razorback sucker)
Lineage: Eukaryota; Metazoa; Chordata; Actinopteri; Cypriniformes; Catostomidae
Product: 5-hydroxytryptamine receptor 1F-like
Exons: 2
Coding region: 88-1200 (370 amino acids)
Biological process (GO): adenylate cyclase-activating adrenergic receptor signaling pathway
Cellular component (GO): plasma membrane
Molecular function (GO): G protein-coupled serotonin receptor activity
Source: RefSeq, a predicted model, not a curated record
ACCUGUGAAACACACAUUCAUCUGUCUCAUUUGAGGAAAUAUCAUAUUCCGGAGGAAUGCCUUCAUCUCAACACAUCGCAUAACAAUAUGAGCAUGGCUUCAAACCUCACAUAUGGAUUGAACCCUACAGAUGGGCCCAGUAAAAGCACUGGUGGUGUGAUCCUGCUCUCGCUCACUCUCUCGGCAUUAGCUGUGUUGACCACGGCCAUGAACUGCUUGGUCAUUUCAGCCAUCAUUGUGACGCGCAAACUGCACCAUCCUGCCAACUAUCUCAUCUGCUCUCUGGCUGUGACCGAUCUGUUAGUGGCCAUACUAGUGAUGCCCUUCAGCAUCGUGUAUAUCGUGAAGGAGACGUGGGUCUUGGGACAAGUGAUGUGCAACAUCUGGUUAAGUGUGGACAUAACCUGCUGCACAUGCUCAAUUUUACACCUGGCAGCUAUAGCUGUUGACCGUUAUAGGGCCAUCACAGAUGCUAUAGAGUACUCAAGGAAGAGAACAUCUCUACAGGCCGCUGUGAUGAUCAGUGUGGUUUGGCUUCUCUCCAUAUUUGUCUCUCUGCCUCCACUGAUUUGGAGACACUAUAAAAACACAAAAGAGGAUGUGUGCAUUAUUAAGCACGAUCACAUCGUCUUUACUCUUUACUCCACAUUUGGGGCUUUCUACAUUCCCCUUAUACUCCUUCUCAUUCUCUAUUAUAAGAUCUACCGUGCAGCCAAGACUCUUUACCACAAGAGAGGGACCAGCUGCCUCAACAAGCCAGAGAUGAAUGGACACAUGCUUCCCAAGUGCAGUGACAGGGAGCCAACGACACCCGACACACUGAGUCCUCCAGAGAAAUCUUUGUCUGAACCAUCCACCGAAGGUGACAGAGUGCGCAUCACGGCAAAAAGCCCAAAGUCUCAGUCUUGCAGAGAGAGGUCUGUCAGGCGACAUUGCAUCUCAAGCACGCGUGAAAAGAAGGCAGCCACCACUCUUGGCCUCAUUCUAGGGGCGUUUGUUAUCUGCUGGCUGCCGUUCUUCAUCCAUGAGUUGUUUGUGAACAUCUGUAGCUCCUGCGGCCUCCCCUCUGCCGAGAUGUCCAACUUUCUGACUUGGUUGGGUUAUCUCAACUCGCUCAUCAACCCCCUGAUCUACACCAUCUUCAAUGAGGAUUUCAAAAGCGCUUUUCAGAGGUUGAUCAAGUGCAAGAAUUGUCCUUAGCACAAACAAGGGGAUUAUGUCAUGUGAAGUAUGAACUGAA